Messenger RNA from Populus trichocarpa (black cottonwood), 2452 nucleotides. RefSeq lists its product as uncharacterized. The transcript is spliced from 3 exons. NCBI's taxonomy places the organism in Eukaryota, Viridiplantae, Streptophyta, Magnoliopsida, Malpighiales, Salicaceae. The record is from RefSeq and is a predicted model, not a curated record. Bases 1749 to 2321 code for a protein of 190 amino acids.
GAUCAAGGUUGAGAGCGAACUGAACGUACCUAAACGCGUAGUCGCAACGGGACUAGAUAUCCCACAUCGGCUGGUUAGAGCAAACUAAUAGUCUUUGUAUACGCGACGUAGAGAUCUGAAGCUUGUCCCUUCGGGGACAUCCGAUAAAAUUGGAACGAUACAGAGAAGAUUAGCAUGGCCCCUGCGCAAGGAUGACACGCACAAAUCGAGAAAUGGUCCAAAUUUUUUUUUGUUUUUUUUCAGUCUCUGCUCUUCUGCUUGCUUGCUUCAAUGGCUCCCUUUCUCAUCUGGGUUCUUUAGAAGCUAAGUGUACUUUCUGCAGUGUAUGUGGAAAAAUCACUUAUUGUGGUAGCAGCACCAUUGAUUUCUCAGGGUGAACUUAUCGUAGAAAACCUUUUUUGAAACAAGGAAACAACUCACUGUGUUUGCAGCCUUUUAGUACCUUGAUUAAGUUGCAAAUUAGUGGGUGUAUUCUUGCAAAUCAUAGCAGUAUUUUUCACACUUUGCUUUUCUAAUCUGUUUCUUCAUUCGACUGUUUCUAAUCUCAUAUUGUGCUGAAGCACACAUUUUGUCAUGUUAUUCUAUGUUCAGUGGCAGCGAGGAUGCUCACUGUCUUUGAAGACCCUACAACAUGUAGAGAGAAGAUAUUAGAAUGUAUUAGACUGGAAUUCUUGACAUUUUUCAAGUUUUCUUCAUUCUAAGGUAAAUUACUGUCUCUGUUGCUUGUUCAAAAAGGCGUGAGUGUUUGCAAUACGGGUGCUUUUUAGAGAAGCUAUACUAUGCUAAAUUGAUUCAUUUGUUUGUGCGAUAUUUGGAAAAUGAAGGAUAAAAUAGAACCCCAGAUUGAAGUUUUGGCCUCAAUCAAGAUGAAGAUUGGAAAAUGGCACCAUCCUCAGUUUUGUCUCUGUGUAUAUAUUUUGUUGAAGCUAAUGAAACUGAUAGGAUUUGUGAAAGUAGUCUUUUCACAAUGUGAUAGGAAGGGAGACCUUUCCAUUGCAUCUACCUCUGCCUCCCUCGAAUUCAAAACUUUCCUCUGAAGGGAGACAUAUCUUGACUACUUUCAAACUGCAGAUUGGUUCUCUUGCGGUUCAAUUCCAGGUAGAAAGAAAGACCAAGUCAAUUGUUUUUGUUUCUAUAUGUUGCAAACUACGAAUUGCAAGUCACAUACUGUAAUGGUUGAUGGUGUUUUGCUUCAUGAUUGUCAACGAUAAGAAGCUUAGUAUGUGCUCGGCUAAAGAUACUCUAAAGGGGAGAGGAAUCUGUGUACCAAUUGCAUGUUCUUGAAUUUCAGCGAUCGUGGAUGAUAAUUGGGUGUCUCUACAGAAAAAUACAAGAUGCAGAUUUUGAAAGUUCCAUAGAGCACUCAGACUUGGGAUGAUGUGAAAAUCGGCUCUGACUAUUUGCUUAAUUUCAUGAAAGUGAUUCCUCCCAUAGCUUAGUAGUCAAUUAAACCAGGCCAACUCGAAUCACACAGAAGGCAGUCAAGCAUCUGUGUCAUGUAUAGUUUGCAUAUCAUACAUAUAUCCCUCGUGAGGUGCUUUAAUUAGCUCAAAUCGGUGAGAUACUUCCAACGGCUAGAACACAAGGGAACACUACACAUGAGCAGCCACUAGGCCUAACCCCAGCUAGCGGUGGACCUCACGUGAAGGUCAUCACAGACACCCUGAUAUAGCCAAGCUACACGCUCAGCAACCUAGCAUGAUAGAUAUCAUCAGUAACACCCAGUCUCACACUCAUACUAAUCAGUUAUGGAAGCAUUGUGGAAUUUGGAGGACGAAUGGAAGCUGACAACCCAAGAAGCAGUUCUCUUAUUUGUUUGCACAGCCCUUGCAGUCAUUGCGCUUUGCGCUGCAAUCAUGCUUAAGAGGAAGGCCCAAACAAAGCAAAGAUCAGUGAACCAAGACCCAAGCACAGGUAGCUCAAAACGGUGGUCUGAGCCCGAGCCUGGCUCUAACAAUUGGAUCACAAUAAGGAGGGUGUUGAUGGAGUCAAUGAGGUGGAGUGGAGCAAGCAAAUGGGAUGAGGGAAGUAGCGGGAGUGGCAGUGGCAGUGGGAUGCUGCUGCCACCACCGGUUCUUGGGUUAGAAAGGUGCGAGUCAAGUAUGGGGUGGCAAAGCCCUGACUCUUUGUCAGCAGUGUGGCAAAGGCCUAUACUAAUGGGAGAGAAAUGUGAGCUUCCAAGGUAUAGUGGUCUUAUUCUCUAUGAUGAAAGAGGGCGGCUACUUGAUCAUUCUCUCACAUCUUCUCGUAAAGAAAAUAUUCACGAGGAAAAACCAGCAGCUGUUCUGAGAACUACUCUGAAGGAUUUGCUAUUGCCGUAGUAUUUAGGUGAUGUUGAUGCUUGUAACCAUGACAAGAGAGUGAUAUCAUGUGGGGGAUUUCCAAUUGAAGAAUUGUUUUCCAGAUUUAUUCUGCAAUAAGAACCCUCAUACAAUGCUGUGCAGUUACAUUA